This is a messenger RNA of Onthophagus taurus, 3829 nucleotides long. RefSeq lists its product as uncharacterized. Gene Ontology annotation, cellular component: plasma membrane; exocytic vesicle. Lineage: Eukaryota; Metazoa; Arthropoda; Insecta; Coleoptera; Scarabaeidae. The record is from RefSeq and is a predicted model, not a curated record. Gene Ontology annotation, molecular function: calcium-dependent phospholipid binding; calcium ion binding; phosphatidylserine binding. Gene Ontology annotation, biological process: calcium-ion regulated exocytosis.
AGAUAACCGAAGUGGAGUCACUCGCAACAAUUAACAAUUUGUACGCGGUUUUGUCUUGUAAGGAAUGACACUCCUCGAUUCUCGCUUUGUUCGUUCAAUUUAGCCCCAUUUAUCUAAACGUUCAGUAGUGAAUGCUCACUUGCUCGUGUCAUUGUUAUGCCUCGGUAUUACCGAGUUCGUUAAUGCCUCGUCCCACAGUGAAUGGUAUUUUUAAAAUUAUCUUAUUAUUCGCGUCGACGACGGAUUAUUAAAUCGAAAUCAUCAAAGUCAUGGAUAUUAACAAAUUGAAGCGAUUUUUUUCGGCUCCAUCGUCCGAAGAAACCGGCGAAGUCGGAAACGCUCAACCGGAAAUUGGUUUUAAGUUAACAUACUUUGAAAGGACCCAACAGUUGGUGGUUAAAGUUAUUGGUGCGCGUAAUCUUCCGAAAACGUACGGGACUUUAAAACCCGAAGGCUAUUUAAUUAAGGUAACUAUUUUUCCGGGGAAAGAUAAGUUAGAAACGGAAAUAUCCCCACAUUCUUGGCCAACAUUCAAUCAAGAACUUACAUUUAAUUUUCACCAAAACGCGCCGACAAUCAAAGACCAAUUUUUAGGGAAAUUUAUUACCUUAACAGUUUACGCAAUUCUUGAUAAUCCAAAACAACAAAAAACGAAUCGAUUAAGUAGAAGCCAAUCACUUAGAAAAUCAUUCAAGCUCCUUGUCGGUAUAGGAGAUGACGUGCAAGUUAGAAACACCGGAAGUUCGAAAUAUAGUUCUAAUAGGUUCACUUUUAAUAACAGAAGAACAAUAGGAGCUGUUACUUACAGUUUAGACCAUAAAAAGUUCACACAAAAAGGUUGUUCAACACAUGCAACUCCAGAUAUUUGGAGAAUAUUACAAAGUAUAACCAGCGGGGUGGACACGGAAAAAAGAGAAGCUCGUUGUAACCUCGAAGUUUCAUUAUCGUAUUUUAACAGCGAAGAUGGCAACAACGAUCGCAUGGAAAUAUCCCUAUCGAAAUUAAAAUGCAGCAUGCAAGCGAUGGAAGAACACGAAAAGCUUGGAGGCUCUUUGUAUUUAAAAAUAACGGCCUUUGAAUAUGGGGUACGCAUCGCCAGUUGGAAAAGCGACCGAUUCGACCCCACCAUCAGCAUGAAAAUAGAACCAACAACCGCCACGUUACGCGCGAUAUUCCAGUAUUACAACCUGUCCAAUGUUAAGAUCGUAAUUCGUUUUAUAUGCAAGAACUUGCUCGCCAAAAAAAUCGUACUGGGGAAAGUGGAAUUGGGCCAAGAGAGUGAGAUAUUUAAAGAGGCGGUCAAUACACCGAGUGUAGCAAUUACCAAAACCCUGAUAUUGGCUCAUUAAACGAUACUUUAUAAAUUAUUAUUGAUCUGUAUUGAUCAAUAUUUAUAUUAUGCUUUCUUUAUGUAUGUAUUGUUAAUAUUAUAUUGUUUGUAUUUAUAGCAAAGAUUGUAUUUAUUAUAUUGUGUAUCAAUUUGUUGUUAAUACUUCAAAUCCAUUGCCUCCUUAAGUAUUGGUAAAGAUACAAAGUCUCUUAUAAGAAGACGUUUAUCUUCAGCGGUCGAGGUCACUUGCGGGCGAGGCGCUACAUUCCUCCAAAACUGACGAUUUUGUGGUGAUGUAUCAAACUCACGAACCUCGGCGAUUUGAGGCAAAAUCUUUACUUAUAUAUCUUGGUAAGGAUAUAAAGUUUCUUAUAGGAACACAUUUAUUUUUAAAUCGCCGAGGUUGUUUGCGAGCGAGGCACUACAUUCCUCCAAAACUGACCAUUUCGUGUUGAUGCAUCAAAAACGGCAACCUCGGCGAUUUGAGGCAAAGUCGUUCCUUAUAUAUCUUGGUAAGGAAUAAAGUCUCCUAUAGAGACACGUUUAUCCUCAAAUCGCCGAGGUCGCUUGCGGGCGAGGCGCUACGUUCUUCCAAAACUUAUGAUUUUGUGUUGAUUCAUCAAACCCAGCGCCUCGUCCGUAAGCGACCUCGGCGAUUUGAGGCGAAAUCGUUGCUUAUAUAUCUUGGUAAGGAUAUAACGUCUUCUAUAAGAAGGUCGCCGAGGUCGCUUGCGGGCGAGGUGCUACAUUUCUCCAAAAUUGACGAUUUUGUGUUAAUACAUCAAAUUCAGCGCUUUCCCCGCAAGCUAGCUCAACUAUUUAAGGCAUAAUCGUUCCUUAUAUAUAUUGUAAAAUUAUAAAGUCUCCUAUAGGAACAUGUUUAUCGUCAAAUCGCCGAGGUCGCUUGCGGGCGAGGCGCUACACUCCUCAAAAACUGACGAUUUUGUGUUGAUGCAUCAAAGCCAGCGUCUCGCCCGCAAGCUACCUCAACGAUUUGACGCAAAAUCGUUCCUUAUAUAUCUUGUAAAAUUAUAAAGUCUCCUAUAGGAACAUGUUUAUCGUCAAAUCGCCGAGGUCGCUUGCGGGCGAGGCGCUACACUCCUCAAAAACUGACGAUUUUGUGUUGAUGCAUCAAAGCCAGCGUCUCGCCCGCAAGCUACCUCAACGAUUUGACGCAAAAUCGUUCCUUAUAUAUCUUGUAAAAUUAUAAAGUCUCCUAUAGGAACAUGUUUAUCGUCAAAUCGCCGAGGUCGCUUGCGGGCGAGGCGCUACACUCCUCAAAAACUGACGAUUUUGUGUUGAUGCAUCAAAGCCAGCGUCUCGCCCGCAAGCUACCUCAACGAUUUGACGCAAAAUCGUUCCUUAUAUAUCUUGUAAAAUUAUAAAGUCUCCUAUAGGAACAUGUUUAUCGUCAAAUCGCCGAGGUCGCUUGCGGGCGAGGCGCUACACUCCUCAAAAACUGACGAUUUUGUGUUGAUGCAUCAAAGCCAGCGUCUCGCCCGCAAGCUACCUCAACGAUUUGACGCAAAAUCGUUCCUUAUAUAUCUUGUAAAAUUAUAAAGUCUCCUAUAGGAACAUGUUUAUCGUCAAAUCGCCGAGGUCGCUUGCGGGCGAGGCGCUACACUCCUCAAAAACUGACGAUUUUGUGUUGAUGCAUCAAAGCCAGCGUCUCGCCCGCAAGCUACCUCAACGAUUUGACGCAAAAUCGUUCCUUAUAUAUCUUGUAAAAUUAUAAAGUCUCCUAUAGGAACAUGUUUAUCGUCAAAUCGCCGAGGUCGCUUGCGGGCGAGGCGCUACACUCCUCAAAAACUGACGAUUUUGUGUUGAUGCAUCAAAGCCAGCGUCUCGCUCGCAAGCAACCUCGGCGAUUUGAAGUAAAAUCGUUCCUUAUACAUCUUGGUAAGGAUAUAAAGUCUCCUAUAGCAACACGUUUAUUGUCAAAUCGCCGAGGUCGCUAGCGGGUGAGGCUCUACUUUUGAUGAAUCAUCACAAAAUCGGUUACUUUAGAAGAUUCUACCGCCUCGUCCGCAAGCGACCUCGGCGAUUUGAGGCAAAAUCGUUCCUUAUAUAUCUUGGUAAGUCUUCUAUAAGAACACGUUUAUCCUCAAAUCGCUGAUGUUGCUUCCGGGCGAGGCGCUACAUUCAUCCAAAACUGAGAAUUUUGUGUGAUACAUCAAAUCCGCAAGCGACAUCGGCGAUUUGAGGCAAAAUCGUUCCUAAUAUAUCUUGAUACAGAUACAAAAUCUCCUAUGAGAAGACAUUUGUCCUCCAACCGCCAAGGUCGAUUGCGGGCGAGGCGCUAGAAUCCUCCAAAAUUGACAUAGAGUAAAACGCCAGUAAUUGACCGUUUUUGUAAAAAAAUGUAAAAAAUAAAGAUCCAAGGAAUAUCAAAAAAAAAUUGAUUCAUUUAUAGGACAUAAACAGGUCAAACACUGAGUUUUUUAAACGAUUUUAAAUUUUAUAAAUAUAUAAGCGUAAUAUAAAUACAAGUGUAAAUGU